Molecule: messenger RNA, 1229 nt
Organism: Arabidopsis arenosa
Lineage: Eukaryota; Viridiplantae; Streptophyta; Magnoliopsida; Brassicales; Brassicaceae
Source: the annotation of a GenBank genome assembly
GUUUUGAGUUUUGAAACUUUGACGGCUUGACAAAAAAAAAGACGCCAUUUUAAUUUCCUUAUUUUAACAGAGAGAAAUCAAAGAGACAAAGCCACGAUCCGCCAUAGCUGUUGUUUGAGAUCGAUCCCCACCAAAGGAGCCUAAAUCAUGCCUUCAGGUGCUAAGAAAAGGAAAGCUGCCAAGAAAAAGCAAGAGGAAGAACAACAACAAGCAUCUUCUACUCUAAUCAAUCACAAAUCCAACAACCAUGAUUCGAGAAGCCAAGGCGAAAGUGAGAGCGAUGAGCGCAUAGAGAUCACUGAUUCAAGCCAUAAUCAUGACAAGAGCUCUAGUAGCAGCAGCAGCAGUAGUAGCAGCAGCAGUAGUAGCAGCAGCAGCUCCAGCUCGGAUGAUGAGUCCCGGGAAGUCAAGAAGAUAGAUGAUAAUAAGGAGACUGGUGAUGCUGUUUCUGAGGUUGUUACUGUGAGUUGUGUGCCAAUUCAACCAGUGCCAAUAGCUGGAGAUGCUCCGUUUAUGGGGUGUACUGCUAAUGCGAUUGUAGAGAAUACCGGUUUGAUGGAUUCAACUGUGCCUAGUGAUCCCAACUCUGGAGAGCUGGUUGAGAUCUCGCAUGUUGAUACAAUAAGCUCAAACGAGGCUGAUGAGAAUUCUUUGCCUAAACCAUCUGAGAUUGCCGCUGAAGUUUCUCUUGCAUCUGAUGAGAUUAGGCAGGCGUCUUCAGGUGCAACUGACUCUGAUGUCAAAGAAAAUGAGGGAAAAACAUCACCGCCUCUACCAGAAUCCAACGGUGUUCCUGAAGGCAACGGAGAGUCUGAUGUUGUCAUAUCUCAUGAGGAAGAGGCUCCCGUGCUGAUACCAACACAUGGAAUUGCGCAAAGAACCUCGUGGUUUAGUUGCUGUGGCUUGUUUGAUGUGGCCACAGGAUCCAGUAGAUAAACUCAGAAACAGCGUGUUGCCUAUAAACUCGGAAGCUGCAUAAGUGUUAUCACGGCGAAGGAUUCUCGGUUUCCUCUCUCGAUUACCUGUGAAAAAAAUUCAGUCUCUCAAAUCACAAAUUUUCUCAAAUGAAACAGCUUCUAGUAGUGUUCAGAACAGACAUGUCUACAAUUUCUGCUCUUUAUAUAAGUCCUUACAGGUUCUUUUUAGUUUUUCAGUGUUUGUCUUUCGUUGCGAUUCCUUGUCUGUUAUUGUUUUUGUUCUCUCAAGUUGUGAGCCUUUAAGACGUUUAU